Adineta ricciae is the source of this 2529-nucleotide messenger RNA. The record is from the annotation of a GenBank genome assembly. NCBI's taxonomy places the organism in Eukaryota, Metazoa, Rotifera, Eurotatoria, Adinetida, Adinetidae.
AUGACAUCUGUACCAACUGAAUUAUAUCAUCCUCAUCAUCAUUAUGAUUAUUAUCAACAAGGCACAAGUAGUAAAUUACUAACAACAUCAAUGAAUACGAUCAAUACGAAUGAUGAGAUGAUGCCAAUCAAAGUACAACGUGAAUUGGGUAUUAUUGAAAAGCUCUGCUCAACUUACGGAUUUGUCUACUGUUGUCAUCGAGAUGGACGAUAUUUUUUUCACUUCAGUGAAUAUAAAAAUGACAUUCAUCAAGCCAAAAUAGGAGAUGUAGUGGAAUUUGAAACAACAAUUGAUAAACGAAAAAAGAAACCAGUCGCUGUUAAUAUUACACCUGCAAGUCCAGAAAUCAUCGGAGAAAAUCGAGUGGAAGGAACUAUUGCAGUAGUUGCUCGACAACAAUCACCGCAACAUAAUGGUUUUAAUCAAUUCGAUUCUAUGCCAGAUGGUAAAGUCACCUACGUGAAAAAAGGUGAAACAUACUUUUUACCUUACGGUCUUUCGGAUCUUCAAGAUCCUGCCAUUCCAGUCAAAGUUGGUGAUCAGGUAUCGUUUCUUGUUGGUCAAGAUCGUCGUACGAAUCAGUUUUUUGCACGAAACGUUGCUUUACUUAAUAAAUGUCUUCCACCGUUAUCAUCAAAUGUCAAACGUUAUCGUGGUGUUAUAUCUACAAUGAAGGACAGCUUUGGGUUUAUUGAACGUGAAGAUGCGCUCAAAGAAAUCUUCUUCCAUAUCACGGAAUUCGGACCAAAUAUCGCAACGAAUAGUGUUCAACCAGGUGUAGAAGUCGAAUUCGAUAUUCAAGAUCGACAUAACAAAGAAGUCGCGUGUAAUAUAACUAUCCUACCGAAGGGCACAGUUGAGUUCGAUGAAAUUGAUAAAAUAUCGUACAUCGGUCGAAUAUUACAACCAUUAAAGUUGAAGAAGUCGGAUGACGCAUUAGCUGGUCGUUUACUAUAUGACUCCUUGGACAAAAAAAUGUCCGAAUUACCUUUUGGUGAACGUGAUCGUUGUGGUCUAUAUACAUUAUUAGAAAAUGAUAUUGUUCAAUUUUCAAUUGCCAAAGACAAACGUGAUGGAAUGAUGCGUGCUACCCAGAUCGCAUUACUCGAUCAAAGUUUCUUAAAAUCAAAAGAGCAACGACAAAUGGGUACUGUGAUGAAAUUAGAUAGUACUAUUGGUGGUCAGAUUAAAUGUUUAUUAUCAGAUCAAAUUGUUUCAUUUCGAUUCAGUGAAGUCAUGAAAGAUAAUUUCCAAAUCAGUGAAGGUGAUCCAUUAGAGUUUACAUUAGCCACAAAUCCAACGAAUGGAGAUAUGCCGCAAGCAAUUCGAAUCAAACUAAUAUCAAAAGAAAGUUUACUAAAUGGAAACAGUAAUGAAUUACGAUUGCUUGGUAUUGUUGAACGUGAUGCUAACGAUGGACGAUUAGAACGAAAUGGUCGAUCGAAUGAUGCACUAGAUAUGAAACAACAAAUCAAUGGGAAUGAUGCGCUAACGGCACCUAUUAAUCGUCAACAAGAACCAGGAAUUAUUCGAUAUGUGUCCGAUGGAAUCGAAUGUACAAUACAGUACCUUUCCAGCAACCUAAGCAAUACCUCGACGCUGUAUUGUGGAGACAAGGUCGAAUUUACAAUGACGAUGAAUAACAAAUUUGCAUCGAAUGUAACACUAAUUGAACGCAAUCGUCUUUGUGGAUGGAUUGCAAUCAUUCGUGAAGGCAAAGGUUUUAUCGAACAAAAUGGCGCAACAGAUAAUACGGAACCUGUGGUGUUUUCAACCAAUGCAUUAACAGGUGACAAUGCAUCAAUCGAUUUAGGUGAUGAAGUCGAAUUCAGUCUACGAAAAGUUUCGGGUCGUUUCGUUGCUGAAAACAUUCUCAAAGUACCAUUAACAAUCGACAAUUAUUACUCAAUCCUUCCAACGAUUCAUCGAGGUCGCAUUGUAUCUCCUGUUCGAAUGAUCAGUAAUGAUGAAUGUGAAGUCAUCGGGCGAAUACAAAAGCUGACAGACGAUGGUAUGCCAGGCGAAUGCUAUAACUAUAGUAUAACAGGUGUGAAAAACAAACGUGUGAUCCUGUUGCCGAACGAUUCAGUUACAUUUUCUGUUGCUGUUGGACUCGAUUAUUCGAAACGUGCUGUGAAUAUUGUCUUGGAAAAUGAAGUGCGCAAAGGAAAAGUUGAUACAGUUAAAGGACAGUUUGGUUUUAUUGAUUUCGCAUGCGAAGAAAACAAGAAAAUCUUUUUUCACAAUUCGGAAAUCGAUGGCGGGUUUGAGUUACGUGCCGGUGACGAAGUCGAAUUUUAUGCUCAAUACAAUCUAAAGAGUGGCAAACCAUGUGCUAGCAAACUACGACGCAUUAAUAAUCUUCAACGUCCUGAUAGAUUAAUAACCAAACUGAAAUCGAUUAAUUUCGAUGAGAAUACUCGUCAAAAACUAGUUAUCGUUCGACAACCGCGCAACGCUGAUGAGAAGUCCAAAGGCUUCACAAGUGCCCGUGUCGAACGUGCACCUGGUGUUUUAAUGAAAGCUUAA